This is a messenger RNA of Melospiza georgiana, 2964 nucleotides long. RefSeq names its product negative regulator of reactive oxygen species (gene NRROS). The transcript is spliced from 3 exons. NCBI's taxonomy places the organism in Eukaryota, Metazoa, Chordata, Aves, Passeriformes, Passerellidae. Bases 274 to 2340 code for a protein of 688 amino acids. Gene Ontology annotation, molecular function: protein binding. The record is from RefSeq and is a predicted model, not a curated record.
AAUAAAUUCUGCUUUGAUAAUUCACCAGUUCAACACUUUGGCUGUCCCAAGGAAGGAGACAGCCCAGGACAUGCCCGGCUCCCUCUGCGCCGCGAGGCUCUGGCUCCCUGGGCUGCCCAAAAUAACCCUGUUUCUCCUUCAUGCAGUGGCAGCUGUGAAAGUGCCGUGUGUCAAACACUGGCUGAGCCCUCACUGCUCAUUUGCCUGAGUUUCAGCUUUUCCCCAGAUGCAAAUGCCGUCAGCUCCGCUCCCACCAGGAGUGCCGCCACUGAGAUGGAGGCCCCGCUCCCUGGUCUCUCCCUGCUGCUUCUCCUCCUGGCAGUGGGAUGGGGAGGCAGGAUGGACGCAGCCUGGGCACCAUCUCCUGGGGGCUGUGAGCUUGUGCAGAGCAUCAUGGACUGCACUGGCAGAUGGCUGAGUUCCAUCCCAGGAAACCUUCGAGGCGACACCGAGGAGCUGUUCCUUGAUGACAACACUAUCCAGGUCCUGAGCAAUGCCUCCCUGCUCCUGUAUCCCCACCUCUGGCAUCUCAGCGUGACCAGGAACCGCCUGGAGCUCAUUGAGCCCGGUGCCUUCCUCAGCAGCCAGGGCCUGGAGGUGCUCUCCUUGACAGACAACCUGCUCUUCACCAACUACUCGCUGACAGCCACUGCUCUUUCUGCUCUGCCAGCCUUGAGGAUGCUGGAUCUGGCUGGAAACCAGCUCAGGGAGGACAUGGUGUCCAUUUUAGUCUCCAACCUCUCUUCCUUGGAGUCCCUGUCUGUGGCCAGGAACAUCAUCAUGAGGUUGGACUCAUCCACCUUCACAAACCUGACAGAUCUGCUGGAGCUGAACCUGGAGAAGAACUACAUCUUUGAGAUUGACAAUGCCUUUGAAGGGCUGCAGAGGCUGCAGAGGCUCAACUUAGCUUACAACUACCUCCCGUGUCUGGUGGGGUUUGACCUGACCGAGCUCAGGGUGCUCAAUCUCAGCAACAACGUCAUUGAGUGGUUUCUGAGCAUGGAAAUUGAUGACCUCUUUGAGCUGGAGGUGCUGGACCUGUCCCACAACCGCCUGCUGUUCUUCCCUGUGCUGCCCAGGCAGAGCAAGCUGCACUCCUUGCUGCUGCAGGACAACAGGAUGAGCUUCUACCAGCGGCUCCCCAACGGCACCUCCCUGGCCAACGUCACCAUGCAGUUCCUGAUCAUCGACGGCAACUCCACCAACAUCACCACGGUCAGGCUCUGGGACGAGCUCUGCCACAGCAACCUCUCCUCCCUGCGCCUCCUGGACAUGAGCCAGAACGAGGUCUGGGGCCUGCCAGAUGAUUUCCUGGCCCAGAUGCCCUCCCUGACCCACCUGAAGCUCAACCAGAACUGCCUGGAGGCAUUUCACCUGCCGGAGGAGGACCCCUUGGCCAGGCUGACAGAGCUGGACCUCAGCCAGAACCAGCUGGUGGAGCUGGGGGUGAAGGUGGGCACUGGGGACAUCCUGCCCAGCCUGCGGCUCUUCAACCUCAGCACCAACAGGCUGCAGGCUCUUCCUCCCGGGAUUUUCACCCACACCAGGAAGAUCACUACCCUGGACCUCAGCUACAACCGGGUUGCCCUCUGUCCCCGGCCAGGUGAGGCCCAGAGUCUCUCCUGCGUGGACAUCAGGGGUGUGCAGACCUUGAGCCACCUCUCCCUGGCGGGCUGUGGUCUGCAGGGCAUGGGUGGCCGCCCCUUCCAGGGGACAUCGCUGAUGCACCUGGACCUCUCUGACAACCGCCAGCUGCUCUCCGGGGACCUGGCCUGGCUGCAGGACCUUGUCCUGACGCUGCAGGUGCUGUCUCUGAGGAACACCAGCCUCUCCUCCACCACGGACCUCUCUGCCCUGAGCAGCCUGGUGCGCUUGGACCUUUCUGGGAACUGCCUGGCCGCGUUCCCCGCCUGGCUGGGCGCGCUGAGGCUGCGCAGCCUGGACCUGCGGGACAACUGCCUGCCAGCGCUGCCGCGGGACCUGCCACAGCAGGCGCCGCUGGGCAGGAGCCUGCGGGAGCUCUACCUCAGCCACAACCCCUACAACUGCUGCACGCUGGGCUGGUGGGACGCCCUGCAGCAGGCCCGGGGGCUGCGUGUCCCCGACGGGCAGCAGGUGACCUGCAGGCACGGCCCCAGCGCGCUCAGCCCCGGCGCGCUGCCCCAGCCCGUCCUGCAGAGCUGCCAGUGGCACACGGCCAACAUGGAGCUGCUCUACCUGGUGCUGGCUCUGCCCACCUGCCUGACGCUCCUGGUGGCCUUUGUGGUUGUCUUCCUCAUGCUCAAGGAGAAGCUGCUGAAAAUGGUGAAAAAUCGGUGUGGGGUGUCCAGCCCUUACUGAUGGCUGAGGAAGAGGAAGGGCUUGGGAAGAGUCAGUAAUAGGAGGUGGUCAGGAGUGCAGGUGAUAACCCCUCCGAGGUGGUCAGGAUGGAAAGCUGAUGGAUGCAGGACAGGAGGUGCUGGGAGAGCUGCCAUUGCUGCCUUGAUGGUACCCCAAGGGUGAGAGCUGUGUCUGGUGAUGGAGUGCUGGGAAUCCUCAAGGAACGUGUCUGCAGCAGAAACCUUCAGCUGGUGCUGGUGAGAGCUGAGUGGACACAACAUCAAACAUUCCUUGGCUGAAAGGACAGGUUGCCCAGAAAAACCUGUGGAUGCCCCAUCUGUGGAAGUGUUCAAGGCCAAGUUGGAGUGGGCUUGGAACAAUCUGAUCUAGGGGAAGGCGUUGUAACCAGAUGGGUUUUUAAAGUCCCUUCCAACCCAGACCACUCUGGGAUUCUGUGACAAUUUUCUCCAGCACUGCUUUCCCCCCCACCUUCCAGCAGUUCUUUUUAUUUAUUCCCACCUGUAGCCAACUCAAAAAAUCUUCCAGAUCUGCAACCAGCCUCCAUAAAGUGCCCCAGGCUGGAGCAAACAUCACCUGGGCACUGUGGAGAAGGGUCUCUCUAGUCACAGCUUUCCAGCACUGCCA